UCCUCUUCUUCCUCUUCCUCCCCCUCCCCCUUUUCGGGCGGAUCCUGGCCUCCUUUGAGCCUUGCUACCUUUUGCGCUCCGAGGCGCAUCGUGCGCCCGGGAGGGAGAAGCCAAAGGGGAAAAGAAGAAGAGGAGGAGGAGGAAGAGGAGGGGGCGGCAUCACCGACACCAUCCUCCUCCCCCUCACCUUUCCCUUCCUCUCCCAGCAACGGGGCCUUGAGAGGAAGCAGGCGCUGAUGGAGACGGAGAUGGAGAUGCUCUAAGCACAAGAUCCAUAGAAGGGAGGAGGAGGACGGUGCCUGUCCCGGCAGAAGAAUGAGUGAGGAAACCAUCCCAGAGGAGGUCUCCCCUUCCUUGCCCUCCCAGAGCCAGAACUGCGACCGCUUCUCCGAAGAUGACCCCGAGUUCCUCCGCCUGCGCAACACGGCCGCCGGUCUCCGUCAGGACUUCAACCUGAUGGAGCAGAAAAAGAGGGUCACCAUGAUCCUGCAAAGCCCCUCUUUCAGGGAGGAGCUGGAGAGCCUCAUCCAAGAGCAGACGAAGAAAGGCAACAACUCCAACAUCUGGGCCCUGCGGCAGAUUGCGGACUUCAUGGCCAGCACCUCCCCCUCUGUCUUCCCCACAUCACCCUUGAACCUCUCCACGGUGACGCCCGUCAAUGACCUGCACGCUGUGGACUCUGCGGCCCUGGCCAAAGGAGAACGGCUCAUGCGCUGCAAGCUGGCCAGCGUCUACCGGCUGCUGGACCUUUAUGGCUGGGCCCAGUUCAGCAGCACCUCCGUCACGUUGCGUGUUAGCAAAGAGCAGGACCAUUUCCUGACUUGUCCUGUGGGCCUUGCGUGCCAUGAAGUGACUGCUUCCAGCUUGAUCAAGGUGAACAUCCUGGGGGAAGUGGUGGAGCAAGGCAGCACCAGCUUCCCGGUGGAUGCACCAGGCUUCAACCUCCAUGCCGCCAUCUACGCUGCCAGACCAGACGUCCGGUGCAUCGCCCACCUCCACACUCCGGCCACCAUGGCAGUGUCGGCUAUGAAGCAGGGCCUCCUGCUGAUUUCCCAUGAUGCCCUGCUGGCCGGAGAGAUGGUCUCCAUUGACUUCAAUGGCGAGAUGGAGGAUGAAGCGGAUCGAGUGGAACUGCAGAAGCGCCUUGGACCCACCUGCAAGGUCUUAGUGAUGCGGAACCAUGGCAUCGUGGCCCUUGGAGACACUGUGGAGGAGGCCUUCUACAAGAUCUUCCACCUGCAGGCUGCCUGUGAAGUCCAGAUUGCAGCCUUGUCCAGCGGGGCAGAGAGCCUCAUCGUCCUGGAGCGGGAGAAGCACCGCCCACACGAAGUGGGCUCCGUCCAGUGGGCAGGAAGCACCUUCGGACCCAUGCGGAAGAGCCGCCUCGGGGAGCACGAGUUCGAGGCUCUGAUGCGGAUGCUGGACAACCUCGGCUUCCGGACGGGCUACGCCUAUCGGCAUCCAUUUGUCCAGGAGAAGGCCAGGCACCGGAGCGAGGUGGAGAUCCCAGCCACGGUGACGGCCUUCCUCUUUGAGGACGAUGAGGCAGUGGCAGCAGGGACCCAAUUCUCGGCCCUGCGGCAACAUGCCCAGAAGCAGCAGAAGGAGAAGACCCGCUGGCUCAACACUCCCAACACCUACCUGCGGGUCAACAAGGAGAGCAGCCAGCACACCAAGACCACCUGGAUGAAAGCGGAUGAAGUGGAGAAGUCCAGCAGCGGGACGCCGAUCCGGAUUGAGAACCCAAACCAAUUUGUGCCUCUCUACACAGACCCACAGGAAGUUCUGGAAAUGAGGAACAAGAUCCGAGAGCAAAACCGCCAGGAAGUGAAGUCCGCCGGGCCCCAAUCACAGCUGCUUGCCAGCGUCAUCGCCGAGAAAAGCCGGAGCCCAUCAAUGGAUGGCCUCCUGUCUGACGGAGGGGUAAGAGGAGAGACCCAGGAGGAUGCACCACUCGAACCCGAGCCCCCGAACCCCUUCAGCCAGCUCACCGACCAGGAACUGGAGGAAUACAAGAAGGAAGUGGAGAGAAAGAAGCUGGGCAUUGAUGGUGAGAAGGACACCAGCCUUGAGGAAGACCCGCUGUCGGCCGCCGGGGAACGGAGCCCCUCCAAGACCAGGAGCCCCCCAACGUCUCCCUCCAAGCCUCUGGAAGGCGUGGAGGAGGAGGCCGGGCAGAGGGCUGACCCGGUGGUCAACGGCAAGGAGGAGGACACAACGGCAGAGGAUAUCCUGAGCAAAGAGCUGAGCCAAAUGACCACCAACGCCGACACCACUGGCACCACCAACCCGGAGGCACCCAAGGACAAAGCCGUGUCCCCCGACGGCUCGCCCUCCAAGUCCCCCUCUAAGAAGAAGAAGAAGUUCCGGGCUCCGUCCUUCCUGAAGAAGAGCAAGAAGAAAGAGAAGGCCGAGUCCUGAGCCUCCACUGCUGCCGCCCUCCGAGCCUCUCCUGCUUCCCCUCCUCCUCCUCCUCCUCUUCCCUCCCUUCCUCCUCCUCCUCUUCCUUCUCUUCCUCCUCCAUUUUGCCCUCCGUGACCACCUUUCCCCUUCUGCCACUCUUGUUGUGAAGCUGUUGGGGGAAUUUUAGUGGAGGAGAGUCGAGGGGCUGGAGGUGGCUCUGCUGGGCUUUGGAGAAGUUGCUGCAGAGGGAGAGCUUGGCCAGGCCUUUCUACUUCUUCUUCCAAUUGCCCAAGGAUACAAGAGAGAGGGAGAAUGACCUUCCGCCAUCGAUUUCCCAUUGAAGGUGGAGUGUCAGCCUUUUUGGACGUGCCUUUCUCUCUCUACCCAUUUUGAACCCUUUCUGUGGAACCUUUGGGUCAGUCACUCUUUGGAAAUAAUGGGACCCAAUGCCUCCCUUUACUCUGGGCUCCCCUGUCUUUGGAUGCUGCACCAAAAGGACACCUUUGAUGGGAAUUGCUCUGAACCCGGUGCCAUGUUUGCUGCAGGGCAGCUCUAUGGAAUUUCCUUGGGUGCAAAUCCAGCACAAGUGGGGAACUGCGCAGUAUUCUGUUCAGGUUGCUCUUCACUGGGGGGAGGGGGGCACUUCCAUAAUGGGUGGCAAAAGAGGGGAAUAAGGUUUCAUCCGUGGGGCGUGACCUCCUUGAAGACGCUAUUGCCUCCCCUUCCUUCCUUCCUUCCUUCCUUCCUUCCUUCCUUCCCUCCCUCCCUCCCUCCUUCCUUCCUUCCUUCCUUCCUUCCUUCCUUCCUUCCUUCCUUCCAACCCAGAGCAAAAUUGGGCGUGAUCCCCAUUGCUCAGGCCCAGCCAGCUAUUGAUUUAUUUAAUAUUUUUCAUGUCAGGAGUGACUUGAGAAACUGCAAGUCACUUCUGGGGUGAGAGAAUUGGCCGUCUGCAAGGAUGUUACCCAGGGGAUGCUGCUCGGAUGUUUUGAUGUUUUACCAUCCUUCUCUCAUGUCCCCACAUGAGAAGCUGGAGCUGACAGAGGGAGCUCAACCUGCUCUCCCUGGAUUUGAAGCCCUGCCAGCACAAGGGUUUAACCCAUUGUGUCUACAGGGGCUCAUUUUAAAAAUGAAAAACAUAAUACAAUUUUGGUGCUGUCACACUUGGCCCUUGGACCUACAAUGGGCUUUGGAGAGAGUGGGCUGUGGCCCUUGGGUUCAUUGCUCCAUGAAGCCAGGCGGAUCAAUGCAGACUCCACCAUACCCAGGCCACAUUUGCGGGCUCCCAAGUGCACUAGAUUACAACACAGAGGGGCGGACAUUGCUUUCCUACAGUGGCUGUUGUCUAUGCCCCAUUCAUCCAUGGUUUGCCUGCAGCUAUUAAGGUUUCUCUCCAAGGUGCUGAAUCCUAUCCUCACUAUAAGUCACCUUGGAAAGUCUAUGACAAAACUCACAGCCUGGAAGCAGUUUGGCACUACUUUAACUACCAUGGAAUCCUGGGAUUUGUAGUCUGUUGCAGCACCAGAGCUCUCCAACACAGGAGACACAGGAGGGCAAACAUAAUACAAACUACAAACCCCAGAAUGCAUAUCAUCAAACCAUGGCAGUCAUUGUGGAUGUACUAAAUCGGGAUAUAUCAUGGAUUCCUGGGCAUGAUAAUGGCCAGCCUCCACCUUGACUUUGACCAAGGAUGAUGGGACUCAUAAUACGGCAGAUUUGGCAAGUAUAGAGCGGCAGGCCCAUCAGUAUCCCCUUCCUUGCACGUCUCCGUUUGGUGGUGAAAUGCCUUGUGAAGGAACGGCAGAGGAGGCGUCUUCUGUGCCGCGAUGGCAAGGCAGGUGGGUGCAUGCAAUGGCACACAAAGGCUCUCCUGCGCUGAAUUCAAGAUGUCACCCUUCACUUCCGUCACAUAAGUGCUCCUUGGCGAGUCUGGAACCAUGUUUGAAUUGCACACACUGCCAACCCUCGGCGGUGCCUUGUUGUCAACAAUGCAGCAGGAGGCUUGUGGGGCCAUGCCUUGCCUUCGACUGCCCUGUCACAAGAUUGUGUCACGCUUGCAAAGUGUUUCCAUAAGUGGCUGUGUAACUUUGGCUGCGACUGUAAAUUGCUUCAAAAGAGCUGGUGUUUUGGUGGAGAAUGUGCUUCUUGUGCAGGAAUGCUUCUCGUAUCGCACUGGUCAAAAGAGCCAUGGCAGAAGCAAAGCACAGAAAAGACAGAGAUUGAUUGGCUGCAAAAUUCGGGGUGCAUCUACACUGGGGAAUGGGUGCAGGCUGACACCAUGUAGACUGCCAAGACUUAGGCCCUGUGGGGACACAGGCCAAGGCAGUUUGUGUGGCAGUGGAAAACCUUUCUUUUCUAUCCCACCGCUGCCACCAAUAUAUAUUAUGUGGGGACACAGGCCAAGGCAGUUUGUGUGGCAGGGGGAACCUUUCUUUUCUCUCCCACCGCUGCCACCAAAUAUUAUAUAGAGCAACCAGAACAGUUGUGGAAGAUUUAAAAUGAUAGUAUGGGUAGCUUAAGUGUGGCUGAGCAAUUUAUUUAAGUCAGUAUGUUUGAGUGAGGCUUAUAUUUGCUGAUGUGAGGCUAGACUUUUAAAAUGCUUUGCCUGGGGCACAUAAAAGGAGUCAACCAUUAGCAUAACCUGGAUCAUUUCUUCAAAAUCUUCAGCCGCCUUCAUUUAAAAAAAAAACUAGCCAAAGGUCUUUAUUGUGAUGAACUGAACAAGAAAAUGGUUAUUCAAGAAUUCUCAGGCAAUUCAAAUCUUGCUGGUUACUCAGUACUUCUUAGACAUUGUUACACUUAGUUUAUGUUGUCGCAAGCACUUGAAACAGUUUCCAAUAUGGCUCCAGAAUGGCUUUUCCUUUCACCAGACUGGUUUAAACUUAUUUUACUUCGAAGUACAAGGGGUAUUUUUUAAGUAAGGUCCGUUUGAACAUAAGUACACAACAAAAGUUUAUUUCAAAAAAGUAAAUUUAUUUUCAGAAAGUACAUACUUCACUCUAUUUUUCGACAUAGUUGCCAAGUUUGUUCAAACACUUAUCAUACCUCUGAACCAAUUUUAAAAUACCCUCUUCAUAAAAACAUGCCACCACCAAAAGCCACCAAAUCGUCUGUAACCAAAGAAGGGCGACCGGAGCGGUCCUCAUCAUGGACGUUGUCACGGCCAUCUUUGAAUUGUCGUACCUACUUAUGCACUUUGCUUUCACUCAUAACAGUAUCACCGUACACUUCACAAAUCUGUCGAUGAAUUUCUGCAGCAGGCAGGUUCCUUGCUGACAAAAACCGUAUCACUGAGCGAACCUCACAUGCGGCGGGUGAAUUGAUAGUCUUAAACAUUUUUAAAGCACAGAACAGAACCGUACAGGUUAGCUUCAGAGCGGAAACUGAGCACAGUUGUUCCCGAGGCAUGCCAGUACAUGACGCACGCGCUCGUUGUGGUAUGCACGCGAACUACUAGUGUCUACAACAAAACGGACCUUACUUAAAAAAUACCUCUCGUAUAUUUUCUCUCCUGACAUUCAAAACACUGGCUUGCCUUUUCUUCAGUUAUCCCACUGAAGUUACAGCACAAUCCUAGGGUUUCUUUCCCCUUUUAGUUAAACAUAAUAAAUAAUAUUUAUUUAUUAAUUCAAACAGGUUCAAUUGGCACUUUAAACAAAUCAGGCUGAAGGCUUAGAACCCUUGGCUCGGCUCCCAACUAGCCAGAGCCAACCUUCCACUUUGACUCUCCAGUCAAAAACUGACUCUUUAAUGUCUGCUCCACUCUAGUUGGCAGUUAGCUCUGUCCCUUUUGACUCCUGCUUGGAGAAAUAUGGAUAUAUUUCUAAUGAAAACUGUAGCUGCUUGUUGGCAACUUAGCCAAGAAGCAGCUGCAGUUUAAAGUGGCCUGCUUGCACCAUAUUUCACUUAAUCAAACAUUAAUAAAAAUUCCCAUUAAAAUUAACCAAUUCAUUACAGGCCCCUUCUACACUGACACAUAAGACAGAUUAUCAAAUCAGAUAAUCCACAUUAUCUACUUUGAACUAAAUUAUAUGAGUCUAUGCUGCCAUAUAAUCCAUUUUAAAGCGAAUAAUCUGGAUUUUAUAUGGCAGUGUAGAAGGGGCCUUAGUGCUAGGGAUCCUGGGAGUUGCAGUUUGGCAAGGUCCCAGCAUUCUUUAGCAAAGAAGGUGAAAAACCUCAGGAAAGUAUAAAUGUCAUGGAAUCCCGGGAAUUGUAGUUUUACAGGGUCUUUAGCUUUAUCUGCGAAACUUCAGCUCCCAGGGAUCCUUAGCACUGGGCUGUGGCAGAUAAAGUGGUGCCAAAUUGUAUUUGUUCUGUAUAGAUAGAUUCACCUUGUACUUGUACUUGUUUGCUAGUAGGCAUGAAGUCCCACCAUCCUGAACAAGUGCAACACUUUGAUGCCGCUUCAACUGCCAUAGCAGCCUCCACUCAAAUCCUGGGAUUUGCAGUUUAUGCUGGAGCAAAAAGAUGGUCUUAGGGAGUCAUACGGCAAGAGAAAAGAAGGCCAGAUGAAAAUCUCAGCAGCAAAAGGCACCUUCUCUUUAAAUAGGUGGUCAGUUGUCCAUCCAGACAUACAGGAGACACUCCACUAUAGACUUAAUGUAGUUUGAUACCCUUUUGACUGUCAUGGCCCAGUGCUGUGGACUCCUGGGAGUUGUAGUUUGGUGAGGCACCAGCGGUAUAAGGCAGGAAAGGAUAAAAAUCGUGUAAAGCUACAACUUCCCAUGAUUCCAUAGCACCGAGCCAUGGCAAUUAAAUGGAUAUCAAACUAUGUUCAUGCCACAAUUGGUGCAUCUCUUGUACCUGAAAGGUCAUACUGGUGCUUUGAUGUGUUAGGAUUGUACCAACAGAUAGGCAGUAUGGUUUGGAACUGGAGACCAGAACCCCUUUCUCGGCCAUGGAAGCCCAUUGGCAAGUCAGACUCUCUCAGCCUCAGAGGGAGGCCCUCCUCUUGCCAAACCUUAGUGUCUUAGUGCCACAAAUGCCAUAAAUGCUGGCACAAACAGCACAAUCAUAGAAACAAUAUGAUGUCUGGCACUUUUGGGAGCCACCAAAGCAGAUGGCAGUUCUGGAUUUCUUCUGGUACUUCCACAAACCUGCUAAUUUUCUUAAAUAAUGUGUCUUAAAUGAAGGUCUACUGAAGGAAGAAGGGUUAAGGGUGGCUUCAUAUUGCCCUCCCUUCUGCAUACAUAUCCAUGCAUUCUUAGGAGCAAUUGUCUUUCCUGGCUAGGGAUGUCUGUGUCCACACUGGAGAAUGAAUGCAGCUGGACCUCACUUUACAGAAUCAUGAGAGUUGUAGUAGUAGUGGUAGUGAUUUUUAUUGAUUAGCCCUUAGGCCAUAUCACAAUAAGAAACAGAACAAGACCUGACAAGACCCGAUCACACUCCAUGUAGUAAGUUAAAAUAUGACACUCAAUAACAAUACAGUAAAUAAAUAUGAUAAGAUAUGAUAAAACUGAUAAACUGAUCAAGCUGAGUAUAUACAUCAUAUUUCCUUAUCACCCCUACAAUUUACCCCAAUCAGCCCUACAUAUGUGGUUCUCAGACGUAUUGUUUUGCUUAAGUACAGAGCUGUUUUAUAUGUUAUUUUUGGGUCUUGGCCACACAUAAAAUAUGUUGUUCUGAUGUGAGAUUCCCAAUACAUUGUCCGUUUGAUAUGUGGACCAAGGUGGAAGUCUCUCACCUUUUGAUACAAUUUACAAUCAAAUAAUAUGUGUGCUAUAUCCUCAAUUUCAGGUGCCCCGCAGAUACAGAGAGUUGUAGUUUUACACAAUCUCUAACUUUUUCUGCCAUCUCACAAUGCCGAGCCAGGGCAAUUAAAGUGGUGUCAAAACUGCAUUAAUUGCGCAGUGUAGAAGCGCCCUUGGACAGACUACACCUCAAUGGAGGAAUAGCCGUCUUUUCCUUCUUCAGUCUGAUUUGUUGCAUUUCCUCAAGAAUCACUUGAGUUAGUGGGGAAUGGAGACACUUCACCUCACUCUGUAAUUUCACAGCAUGAAGGGCGUGAUUAUUCAUUUAGAAACAGAUAUCUGCUUGCUGGAGCCUCAUUCUCAGUAAAACAGAGGCAACUGUGUGCUUUGGUCUGAUGUAAAACUCUAUCACCUGCCAAUCAAUGCCUUGGGCCGUGGCAGUUAAAGUGAUGUCAAACCACAUCCAUGCUGCAGUGCACAUGCACCCUUCGGCGUGUGAGACUCCCUUUUAGUCCAGACAUCCCAAAGAUCUCCUUUUCAUUUUGCUUCUCAAAAUCUGGAGCCGCUCCAAUGUGCCAGGCAGGACCGCAUUGCAAUGCCGAAAGCCCAGCAUCUGCCUGACAAUCGCUGCUUCCAAGUGGUAUUUGAUGUCACACCUGCAAACAACACACUCCCCCUUUUGUGUGUUUGGACGGAUGUUGUGACGUCGACCUUUGAGGUUCUUGUGUAAAUAAGACUUACUCUCCUGCAAUGUGCACCACGGGCCCUCAAAGGCCUGCUUUUCUUUCUGUCUCUCUUUCUGUGCAUUGCCCCCUUUUCAACAGACCAGAGCACUCUUCCCUGAGCACAUCUACAUUGCAGGAUGAAUGCAGUUUGACUCCACUUGGUCAACCGUGGCUCAACGCGAUGGCAUCCUGGGAGCUGCAGCUUGGCCCUUCUAGGCACCAGGCCUUGCAAAACUAGUUUCCAGGGAGCGCCAAAGAAAACACCUUGCUAAUCAACUAUUCCCCUUGACCCCAUAGCUUUGAGCCAAGGCAGUUUAUGUGGUGUCAAACAGCAUUCAUUCCACAGUGUAGAUGCACCUUUGGUUGGUGUCCCUUCUUUUCUGUGUUUUCCCCACUCUCCAUUUUGGAAUUUGUUUCAGUGUGUGAGCGAUGUGCUGGCAGCCAAACCCUUGCAAACAGUGCGCUUUGCCAUGUGCUCUUGCUGCUGCGUAUGCCCAAUGCCGCUCUUCUUCCUCUUCUUCCUCUGGACCGAAUAGCAUCCAAGCAGCUCAGCUCCUUUCCAGGCGCUUUCUUUGACAGGAUGCAAAGGUCUCCUCUUCUGCCGCCGCCGCUGCUUCGUGUCCAGAUCCAAGCCUCUUUUUUGAUGAAAAGCUUUUUGUCUCCUUUGAGUGCUCUAAAAAUAAAAAACAAAACAAAACACAAAAAGCAGAUGCUAAUAAACUUUCACCAGAACACUAAA
Anolis sagrei ordinatus is the source of this 9554-nucleotide messenger RNA. RefSeq names its product adducin 2 (gene ADD2). Gene Ontology annotation, molecular function: actin filament binding. Gene Ontology annotation, cellular component: plasma membrane; postsynaptic density; cytoskeleton. Gene Ontology annotation, biological process: barbed-end actin filament capping. NCBI's taxonomy places the organism in Eukaryota, Metazoa, Chordata, Lepidosauria, Squamata, Anolidae. The record is from RefSeq and is a predicted model, not a curated record.